CCCCUCGUAGGCCGUAGCUUGUACCGUAGGGAUCCCACGUUCAGCAAUUAACAACUUAAAGUGACGCCGUCGAAUUGUGUUUUCAUUUUGUUUACAAGUUCAAAAACCAAAUAAUUGCUGUCAUUCAUUGAUUCAUAGGUCGAAUAAAAUAAAUUAUUUUGAAUUUUUAUUGAUCGUCUUACUACGUGUUCAACAAACGGUCAGAAGCACUGACGAUUACUACUAUUAGAAAUUAUAAUUUCCUAGUACGAGCGAAAGUCAGUCAUUAUGUACAACACAAAGAAUACAAGUACGAAAAAUCGAUUUUGUAAUUUAUGCAAUCAAAAAACUUUAAAAAGAGUAUCAGAUUUUUGAUUGAUUUUGUUUGUAGGACAUUUAAAAAUGUCUCUUAUCUUUUCUAGAAUAGGUACUUAAAUUAAAAGGCACACCUAUGAUUUACCUACCUAGUUAAAACAUUAACAAAUACUAUUGUAUUAUUUUAAAAAUUAAACAUUGGAUAUAAGGUUUCUAUUUUACCAAUCUACCAUGGUAUAAGUUUAAUUUGUAGUAGGUAUGUAUGAUAUUGUAUAUACAUCAUAAGUAUAUCAUACCUAUACCAAUGUAAUUUAUACAUAUACUGAGUUCUAUGUAUUUAAUCAAAUUUCUUCAAACAUAUUAUAUAUAUUUAAUUACAUAAUUUUUAUUUUAUUUGUUAAUAUCUAGUGUAAUUUUGUAAUUUCAUAAGCUAUAUGGUUAUUGUUGAAUUAUUAAUCUAUAUUAAUUUACUUAGUAAUAUUAAUUAUAACAAAAACAUUGAUAUUUCAGGAUGGCCAUAGAAAGAAAAAAUGCAAUUUUAAAAUAUUAAUACUAAUUAUUCAGAAUCUAGGAUAUAAUCUCCCCAUUUACUUAUUAAUUUUAUAGUUGUAAUUUCUAUACCUUACUUAAACUUAAACUUAAACUUAAAUAAAUUAUUGUGAAGGUACUGUAAGUGAAUACAUAUAUUGGUUAAAAACUGAAAUGAUAUGAUAAAAUCACUCGUUAUACUAGUUGUCCCUCAAUAAUUUUGAAACUUAAAAUAAUUUUUGUUCAAUUCAAUAUUUUUAAUGUACAAUAGAAUUUGCAUAAAGGGCACAACCGCUUAAUGCAGUGGAUCUUAAACUUUUGGUGCACACGAACCCUUGAUGUUGAUGAAAGACUUAGAAAAUGCAGAUUCCAUACAAAUUUUCUUUCGAAUACCUUUUUUAUAAAAUAUCUGAUGUUGUCAUAAUUAAUAUUUACCAAUAGAGCAGCUGCCUACCACAGUUAAAGAAUCGCUGGCUUAAUGGAGAUAAAUUGGCAGAGUUCUGAACGAAUGUAUUGGUUUUGGCAAUUUAUAAUUGUUUAUUGGGGACAAACUGUCUUACUUUUUUAUCAAAAUUAUCUAAUUUGUAUUUCUCUAUUAAAUUUUAUAUUUACGUAUUUUAUGUUUUUUUAUUAUUUAUUUUUCUCCUACUAUCUCAUAUUUUCAGUGCAUUAAUGUUCUUCUGUUUUUAUUAAUCUCAAUUUGUGUAUGUUUACACGUAGCCAUAAUGUCUUAAAAAGAUUAACGUUCUUUAAAAAAUUUUUAGUACUAGAUACAAUACAAGCUUAACCUCAUAAAAAUAGUGUUUGUGAAUUAGAGAAAUGAAUAGAUACAUCUAAAACUGUAACUAGUUGAUUGAAAAAAAAUUAUCCGUAAAUGAUGAAAAAAAUUAAACGACAGAAAAGGCAAAGACCCCAAAGUGGACAAAGCUAUGAACAAAUGGUUUUUUGCUGUUACUGAGCCUGAUGUUCGAGUUUCAGGUUCCAUGUUACAGCAGAAAGCUGAAUAUUUUACUAAAAAAUGAAUGUGAACAGUUUUUUUUAUAAAUUAUUCAGUUAAUUGUAACAAUAUAAUUAAAAUAGAUUACUGCCCUAUGUGUCUCUAUUAAGCGGAUUCUACUGUAUAUAUAUUUUUAAAUAAUUUUUAUGUCUCUGCAUUACAGUUAAUAUAUUAAAAUGUAUUUAUUUUUGAUGGAGGAAUUUAAAAGGGAAGAUUUUGUCCAAUUAUCAUUUUUCAUUCCAUAAUGUUCUUAGGUCUUUGAAAUUUAAACUAUGAGUUUGUAAUUUAUGAUGUAAUUAUGGAUUAGUUUUGAAUUUUUUUUUUUAAUAACCAUAGACCAAUUAAAUCAAAUAUAAACUGAAAAAAGUUCUUAUAAGUGCCGUAACUGGCGACUCCAUAAUAUUUUAUUGUGAUUUUUUGACUAUUAAUCUCUAAUACAAUUUUUGACUUUCUAUAAAAAAUAAAAUAUUUUUAUUAUUCUGCAGGUAACAGCAGUGUUAGUAAUCAUUACAACAGGAAGGAACCCUUCAAUCAACAACAACAAGUAAUGUUUAACAUAUUUUAUUUUAUAACUUCCGUGAGUUUCCUGAAUUAAUUUUUGAUUUAGAUGGUUAGAAUCAAAUAAAUUAGGUGAGGUUGAGUGUCUAGGAUCUUUUGUACAAAAAAAAUUGUGGCUUUUCAAGGACGUGAAACAUAGGAUUAAGUGUAGUUUAAUAAAGUGGAUAGAAGGGUCAGGUGUUUUAUGUGACAAGAAAAUUCUAUAAAAGUGUGGUGAUAUUGACUAUGUUGCAUGGUAGACAAAAAAAGUAAAGCAGAAAAUGAGUGUAAGAUAGAUGACAAUGCCUAAGUGGGUGAGUGGAGUGACAAGAUGUAGAAUAGGUAUAGAAUAAGUACUCAAGAGUAAAAUAUUAUAAUUAUUAUUAACUAUUAAUUUAGUGGUUACUGGCUGAAACACUGUGUGAUGGAUUCCUAGUGAUUAUUAUUUAUAAUAAAUCAUUAACUUUAUAAUAAUACUUUCAUAUUAUUAUGUCUGAAACUACUAUUAUAUUUAAUAUAUAUUUAUUUACCAGUAAGUUUUCAGAAUACUCAUUGAAUUAUCAUUAACUGUCUAGUCUACUUCAGUUAUACAGUUUUAUAUAGAUAUGUAUGAUUUAUUACUUUGUUGUAAUUUUGUGCAUAAAUAUUGAAAACAAUUUCCAUUUUUAUCUAACACUUUUACAAAUUGUUUCAUUAGACCCAGUCUUAUGUGUAAAGGUGGUAACAAAAUAUUUUUAGGGUCAACCAAAUUAUUUUGUAAUAUAUUUUUAUUUCCUACGAUUAAAUUAUUUCUUAAAGGCCACUGCUUUUGAAUCCAAUGUUUGUCACGCGCUCGACUAUCCCAUUCAUAAAUAUGACACGGAAAUUUUGUAUAUCCUUGUUUUUGACCAAAUAGCAUACGUAUUAUUUUUAAAUCUACACAAAUCAUCAAUUUGUGUUCUAUAUAUUUUAUUUUUUCAAGAACAAAAUUUAGAUUAUCACAAGUUUUUUUAAGAUAUACUGAAUGGGCUACUUGCACAGAGGCUAACGUAUUACCAUUAUGUAAUAAAACUCUUUUUAAACUUCACUUACUUGAAUCUAUAAACAAGCGCCAUUCAUUUUUAUUAUAUUCAAUAUUUCCUAAUAAUUCAUUAAUCAAAUUGGGAAUAUUGUUACAAUAUACUAAUGAUUGCUCUUGAGUAAAAUAUUGAACAUACUCAUGUUCACACAAUUUCUAUAAAAAGAUGACAAUACACAUGGAACUAAUAAGUUUUUAUUUUGAAGUCUUGAAGCUAAAAUUUCUGAAACAUCUUUGGGAAGAUCCAAGUCUCGUAUAAGGUCAUUUAAUUCAUUUUGUGUGAAAAUUUGAGGCGCAUUACAUGAUUCUUCAUAAUAAUCUGAGUUAUUAUAUUCAAUAUCACUAGAUUUAGAUGUUGAAAUGGUAUCAAGAUUUACUGUACAUAAAGGUACGGGUAUAGUAGGUCCAUGCAGUAUGGGUCUUAUAGCAGAUUGAAUAUCGUUGGGAUAGAUAAUAUUUUUUUUAUUAAAUCCUUGUACAUUACACAAACAAAAAUAACAAUCAUCUCCAUGAUUUUUAGGUUCAUGUCAAACCAUUGGUAUUCCGAAACAAAAGCUUUCUUCUUACCUUUAAUCCAAUUUCUAAGGUCUUCGACACAAAUUUUACAAACUUUAUGAGGUGCCCAUGGUUGUUUUUGAUCUCCAAUUUGUAUUUCAAAAUAUGCAUAAUAUAAUUUUUUUUACAAAUAGAGUGAUGUUUUAUGUUUGGUUUUUCACCAUACACUUUCCACAAAUGAAACAAAAAAUGUCUGGACCAUUAACACAACGUCCUCUUUCCAUAUUGAUAUAAUUAUUAUAAUACUAAUAAUAAUUGAAUAUUAACAAGGAUAUAUACUUGUAUAUCGAAACUGUGACACUGAAUGAUCAAAAUUAAAAUUAUAAUAAACACAAUUAUCUCCAAGCAUCCUUUAUUAGCCAGCCAUAUCUUAAAUAUCUAUAAAUAAAAAUUAUAAUAAACACAAUUAUCUCCAAGCAUACUUUAUUAUCCAGCCAUAUCUUAAAUAUCUAUAAAUAAAAAUUAUAAUAAACACAAUUAUCUCCAAGUAUAUUUUAGUAGCCAGCCAUAUCGUAAAUACCUAUAAAUAAAAAUUGUUGAUAAUAAGAGAUUUAUUAUUAGUUGUCAUACACAUAUAAUAUAUCAUAAGAAAUAAACUGUAUGUCGACUAUUUCUAAAUAAUGUUAAAUAGUGAUAACCGGAUAACUUUGAAAGAUUAUGUAUUAGGAAAAAACUAAUUAUAUUUUUGAAAUUAGCGUUGAAAAAUACAUAGAAAUCAGCUAUUCAAUUUUUAACAUCAAAAUCUUUGUAGACUUGUGUAAUUUGUAAUUUUAUAGAAAUCUACCAAUCAACAACCAGUUAGUAAAGGACCCAUUACACGAGCGACACGAAGUCAACAACUGAUUCAAUCAUUAGAAUCAAAUAAAGUUAAUCAGUCCCCUGAAGUACAAUCACCUUCAAUGCAAGAUAAUCAGGUACUAAUAAUUAAUAUUUAGAGAAUUAUUUUUAUUUUAUUACAUAAUUGUCCAAAUUAUAAUUCUUGAAAUCUUUAAAAAACACUAAAUUAAAUAAUGUGCAUGAUAUUAUUUUGUGAAUUUAUAAUAUAGGUAGGCCAUGCAGUUCAUAAAUUAGAAGUUUACACAUUAUUUUUUCUGAUUUACCUUUAAUUGACUAAUUUACUAAUGUUAUAGAUUCUAAUGUUUAUUUAUAUACUACUAACAUUGUAUUAAUUUCAAAACCAUUAUAACAUUGAAAAAGAAUGAGUCUAUAUUAUUUUCUGACAAGUAAUGGAUAUUUAUUUAUUCAAUUGAAGUAAAAUAACAGUAGGUACAUCUAUUUCAGAGUCGUACUGCUGAUUUGAUCUAUGCAUAACAUGUUUGGAUUAAAGUGUGCAAAUAUUCUCCUUGAGGCUUCUCCUAUAAACGUGAGACAGCUAAGCUAAAAAAUGUGUUGCGGUGAUGUAAAUUCAGUAAAUUUGAAACAGUAUCUGGUCAAAAUAUUUCAAAAAAACUAAAGUUAAAAUAAAUCAACAUUUAUAAAAGUACAUACUUAAUAUAAGCAUUUAUCCAUAUAUAUUGAUAUUUAAUCUAUACAAUUUUUAAAACCUCAAAUUUCUUUCUUUAAAAAAAAACAUAAUCUAUACAAUUUUUAAAACCUCAAAUUUCUUUCUUUUAAAAAAAACAUAAUCUAUACAAAUUUUUAUUUGUUUUUCAUAUGUUAAUACAAAUUAAUAAAUAUCAGCUACCAAAGUAUUUUAAAUGCUAUUUAUAAUAUAAUAGUUCAAGUAAAAUAAUUAUCAUUAUUUAUAAGUUUUGAGUGAUGUAAUUUCUGUGAUAAUUGUGUAUAUUGUCUUUUUAAUAAUUAAUUCUAAAAUCAUACACUUAAGCUAGUUUACAGAUUUUAUUUCAUUUUUACUAUUUGAUUACUAUUUGAAAUAAUUUUAUUUGUACAAUUAUAUUAUCUUUAUUGGAUAUUGCGUUUUAUAUAUUUAUUGCAUUUUAUUUCCCAAAAUAUUUAUGCAGUUAUUUUUCAGAUAUUUUGACCUAAAACUGGCUGAAGCUAUUUACUUGUUGCCAAUAAUCUAUCUAAUUAUUAUUUAAACAAAUAAAUAAAUAGGUAUCUAUUUAAAUUUUAAAACAAGGACAAAUAUGAAUGAAGGAUAGAAAUAAAAUGGGUACUAUUAAUAGUGUCAAAUUAAUUUAUAUAAUUAUUUAUUAAAUACACAAAAAAUGAUUGGUAAUUUGUUUUGGUUUUAUAUUUAUAAAAUUUAAAAGAAAUAUAUGGUACUAGUAAAAAUAUAUUUUCAUUUAUUUAAUUGGCAACUGGUAAACCUAACCAUUAAUUUGAUGCCAUAUUUAUCAUAUGAUAUGAUAUGUAGGUUUCUGUAAAUUGAUACAAAUUUUGUGUUUAUUUACAGACUAAAGUUAAUGAUAUUAUGACAUCAUUUGUGGUGGAUGGUGUCAUAGCUCUUUUGGUGACUUCAUAGACCUUGGCAGAUCAAAUAAUGCCUUCUUCUAAUUAAAUAAUAAUAACAAUAAUACCUAAUAGUAAUAAAAUAAUUUAAAUAAAUAUUAUUAUUGUUAUUAUUAUUUAUUCUAAACUGUUGCAAUGUAUUAUCUGCUAAAGUAUAUGUGUCUUAUGUUGCCAUGUACUUUGAAUAGUAUUAGUAAUGUUUUACACCUUAUAUAAAUACAUUUGUUUGGUUCACUUGAUGAACUAUAUAACUAUAGAAGGAUACUGCAACAAAUUUAUUUUAUGUCCUAAUUGCCUAUAUUCAUUGACCCUGCAUAUCAGGUGUUACAAUACUAAUUAUAUACAUGGUACACUGCAAUGUAAACUGAAUAUACUUCUUCGCCGCGUUUAUAAAAAUUGCUUAUGUUGUCUCAUUGGCUGUACAGAGCAUUAUAACAAAACCUGAAACAAAUCAAUCAGUCGAAGGAUCAAAUGAAGAGAAGCAAGACGUAAAGUGGCUACCCAAGCGUAGUAUGUUUAUUUAUAUUUAAUGUGAAGUAAAUGUAUUAUGUUCAUAGGAUUUAAAUUUUUUUAUUUUUAGAACUGAAUAAAAAAGAGCAGAAAAAACGGCUUAAUGCUCGCAUGCGUCGUUUAGUAUGCCCUAAGAGUCCAUUAAUGGUAUUUUCUGAGUUAUACAAAGAUGUGCCUAUUAAAUUAGAUGAGCAGAUACAUGACAAUUGUAUAAUUUUUACUGCUUCAAUUGAGGCAAGAAAAAGUUUAUAAUUAGACAAAUUGAUUUGUUCACUGAGUUACUUAUAAUAUUAUAUUACAUGCAUUAUUUAGAUUGAUGGUCAAGUGUAUACUGGAGAUCAUGUUUCUAAGACUCAAGCGAAACAAAAAGCGUGCGAAAACUUCUUACGUUUGAUGUUGUCAAAAAAAAUUAGUGAACCAACUUCAAGUUCUGGUAACUAAUAUUAAUAAAUUAUUAAGAGUUGGGCUCAGAUUUAAAUGCCAUGAAAAUAAUACAAAUAAUGUAAAAAUAUUCAAAAAUACAUUUUAGCAAAAUAAUAUAUAAGCAAUUUAUUACCUUUCUCUUCUCCUGUGGUCUAAACUUUAAACAUUUAUACCACAUAAUCUAAUAUUAGUGGUAUGCAUAUAAAAAUGUCUAGAAAAAUAUUCUUUAUUCAAAUCUGAGUUCAAAAGGGGUUUUCUAUUUAAAAAGCAAAUGUAUGCACUUAUUUAAAGUAUAUGAAGUAGGGUUAAAAAAUUAAAAAUGGUUUUAAAAUAAAGCGAAAAUAAAACUAUUACAUAAUUAUUAGAAAAAACAGAAAUAAGGUCACUUAAAAUCCUAAGAAAUAAUUACUGGUUCAUGAUAAAAAAAAUCAUCCUGUAUAUUAUAUAUAUUAUCUAUACCUAGAGGUAUAGAUAAAAAUAAAUAAUAUUAUCAUAAUAGGUUAAAACUUUGAAAAAAUGUUUGAGAGGUCUCAUUAAAAAAUGUUCAACUCUGAUGCAUACAGGCAUCACUGCAAGUAGAGUUUAAUGCUUACAUAUGCUUUUGUUUUAAUAUAACUUUGAGCGAUCUGAGAAAUUGAAGUUUGUUCUCAUAUGAAAAGCAUAUGUAAUCACUUCCAAGCGGUUGGCUUGCAAAAAGUAUUAUUCUGUAAACUUUUACAAUGUACCAUUUAAACUUAAUAUUCUUUCUGAUAUUCUUACACAUUUAAUUUGUGCCAUUUAUUUGAUUUUUGUAAAUAUUAUUUAUUUUAAUUUACUAUUGUAAUAGUUUUUUCCUUGUGAAGUCUAAAUAAAUUAUAAUAAAAAAAAAAAAAAAAUAAUAAAUAAACUUCUACAAUUUAUUUAAUUAGACAAAAAAGAGGAAGGUGCUGUUACUGCAGAGGAUACUAUGGACGUAGAUAGUACUGACAAUUCAAAUUCUGUUAAAUCUAAGGGACCACCACAAGAAGAUUUUCCAUGGCCACAUUUCGCUUCAUUAGCAAUGCAUAACCUUAUAAGUCAUUGGGAUUUACAGCCUGCACCAAAAAGUACACAUGAAGUAACAAGUGUUAGAGCACCAUUAAAGGUAAAUAUUUAUUUUAUGUAAUGUUGUUUACUUCUAAAGUGAAAAUUGAUUAUAUUAACAUUUCAACAUAAACAAUUACACUUAUCUAAUUCUAACAUUAAAAAUAAGUUAUUGAUUUUAAUAUUUUAUUUUUAGGUUGGUGGCAUGAAAAAGUUUCCUACUAACCCAGAAAAUUAUAAUCCUGUUCAGUUAUUACAUCAAAUGUCACCUGGUAUUAAAUUUAAUGAGAUAGCCAUUGCUACAACUAGUCAAUCACGUUUUGAAGCAAGCUGUGAAAUGAAUGGUGUAACAUUUAAGGGUCAAGGUAAUAUUUUGAAAAAAAACUUAAUAGUCUUCCUCAAAGGUAUAAUACUUGAACUAUUAAGCCACCUCUUUAAAGGAAUUUGGAUUUUUUUUAUUAAUCACAAAUAAUGUUCUAUCUAGCAGUAUAAUAUCAAAAACUUCAACCUUAGUCUAAUGGUAGUGACAUAUUAUAUUUAUUUUAAUCAAACAUUUUUUAAUCUUUGUGUCAGUGCCCUUAGAAGAUAUUGGAUUGGGCUUAAUAUUUAUUUUAAUUUUUUACAGGCUAUUAUUAUUUGUUCAUACCAAAAUUAAUUUAAAUAUUGUUUUGAUAGCUCAAAAUAAUAAUAAAUUUUAUUUAUUUAAAUGUAUUUUAUAGGACCAACAAAAAAAGCAGCUAAAAGAGAAAGUGCGAUUGCAGCAAUUAAAUAUGUUUGGGGUUUUGAUUUCAAUUCUGUAGAGAAAAAAUGAGUAGACAAUUUUUUUUAUUUUUAAAUUAUUAUUUUUUAAUUCAGUAAUUGAUUUAGUUAACUAUAAUAAUACUGUACUCAUCCUGGAAAAAUAUAUUAGUUAUAUUACUGACUAUAUAUAUAUUUUUAUAGUACAUACAAUUAUUAUUUCUAUUGCUUUAAUUUUUGUAUUUUAUUAAUUUUUCUCAUAUGAAUAUUAGCUACAAACACCUUAUUUAGAAAUUUUGAGUAGUAUUAAAAUAUAUGUGUGUGAAUUAAAUAAACUUAAAAUGUAUUUUAGUUCUUAAUAAUAUUGUACAACUAUUAUUGAAAAAUUAAGUUUUAUACCUUACUUUAUUAUUAAUUAUGAGUCUAGUUUUAUACAUGUCUAGUACUUAUGUAAUCUUACAAUUUAUUUUAGUUCUUAAUAAAAUUAUACAACUUUCAUUGAAAAAUUCAGAAUUAUUCCUUGUACCUUGCAUUCAUUAUACUAUUCAUGUAUCUAUUUCUGUUAUUAAAUAAUUAAUUUUUUAAUAAUUGUAGUAUAUUUGUAUAAAUUGUAUUUAAUUAAAAGAAAUAACAUAUUUAUAAUUAACAUUAGUCAUUUUUUUUUGUAUAAUAUACUUAAUAAUUAAGAAAAAUACAUAAAUUUAGCGCACCCCUCAUGAUUUUCUAAAGAAAUUUGUUGAAAAAUUGUUCUUUUUUAUGAUAAUUCUUAAAAUCUUAUUUUUUUAUUUUUUUUUGUAGAAAUCAUUAUUAUAAAAGUUAAAGCAAAAAACAUCAAUGUUAAUAGGUUAUUAAUGCUACUAUUGUUAUUACACUAAAAUUCUGUUUGUAUAUUCAGCGUCAAAACACGUAUAAUUAAGAAAAAAUAUAUAUAUUUAAUUAGUGAGGGUUAAAUCUAGUUAAGAUGUAUAACAAUUGUAAUUUAUAUUUGAAAAAAACAUUAGAUACCUUAUUAUUUCAAUGUUACUUUCAAAAUCUAUAAUCAUACUUUCAACUAUAUUAUAUUGGCAAUCAUAAAAUUAUAAAGGUGGUUCAAAAAUUUGAACUUUAGAUUUUCGUAACAAGCAAAUUAUUAUUUUGUUAAGAGAUAUUAAAUAAUGAUUCUGUAAAAAUUUAGAUUUGAUACUUCAUUCCCUUCACGUGCUGCAUAAGAGUUGAAAAAUAACCAAAUGGGAAAGUUUUUUGUUUUUUGAACUUGAGUAAAGAAAAUGUAACAUUUCGAUUUUUACCAAAUGGAACUAAAAAUUUAUUUAACAAGUAUUUUUUUUAUUUAUCAAGACUAGGC
Molecule: messenger RNA, 10455 nt
Organism: Cinara cedri
Lineage: Eukaryota; Metazoa; Arthropoda; Insecta; Hemiptera; Aphididae
Source: the annotation of a GenBank genome assembly